Puntigrus tetrazona (Sumatra barb) is the source of this 845-nucleotide messenger RNA. Its product is annotated as histone H3-like. The transcript has 2 exons. NCBI's taxonomy places the organism in Eukaryota, Metazoa, Chordata, Actinopteri, Cypriniformes, Cyprinidae. Bases 33 to 689 code for a protein of 218 amino acids. Gene Ontology annotation, cellular component: nucleosome. The record is from RefSeq and is a predicted model, not a curated record. Gene Ontology annotation, molecular function: DNA binding; protein heterodimerization activity; structural constituent of chromatin.
UCUUCUUCAGAACAGAAAACGAAUUCGAGAGAAUGGCAAGAACCAAGCAGACGGCUCGUAAGUCCACCGGUGGUAAAGCCCCGAGGAAGCAGCUCGCCACCAAAGCCGCCCGUAAGAGCGCUCCGGCUACCGGCGGAGUCAAGAAGCCUCAUCGUUACAGGCCCGGCACCGUGGCUCUGAGAGAGAUCCGUCGCUAUCAGAAGUCCACCGAGCUGCUGAUCCGCAAGCUGCCCUUCCAGCGUCUGGUGCGAGAAAUCGCUCAGGACUUCAAGACGGACCUGCGCUUCCAGAGCUCCGCUGUCAUGGCCCUGCAGGAGGCCAGCGAGGCUUAUUUGGUCGGUCUGUUUGAGGACACCAACCUGUUACUUCGUGUAGACAUGUCUGGAAGAGGCAAAGGUGGUAAAGGUCUCGGAAAAGGAGGCGCUAAGCGUCACCGUAAAGUUCUUCGUGAUAACAUCCAGGGAAUCACUAAACCCGCCAUCCGUCGUCUCGCUCGCCGCGGCGGAGUCAAGCGUAUCUCCGGUCUGAUCUACGAGGAGACCCGCGGUGUGCUGAAGGUGUUUCUGGAGAACGUGAUCCGUGAUGCGGUGACCUACACCGAGCACGCCAAGAGAAAGACCGUCACCGCCAUGGACGUCGUGUACGCUCUGAAACGACAGGGACGCACUCUGUACGGCUUCGGAGGUUAAACAUCCGUGUCAAAAAAAACAACGGCUCUUUUAAGAGCCACCUAUUUUUUCCAAAAAGGCUGUAUUUCAUGAGUUAUUUUUUAAUAACUUAACGCGCGCGUUUGAUUUUACAAAAAACACUGAACUUGAGAGCCAGCGGGCUUUAAUUAAAUGACU